Messenger RNA from Peromyscus leucopus (white-footed mouse), 966 nucleotides. RefSeq names its product crystallin alpha B (gene Cryab). Bases 304 to 831 code for a protein of 175 amino acids. Lineage: Eukaryota; Metazoa; Chordata; Mammalia; Rodentia; Cricetidae. The transcript is spliced from 3 exons. The record is from RefSeq and is a predicted model, not a curated record. Gene Ontology annotation, biological process: response to heat; protein refolding. Gene Ontology annotation, molecular function: protein folding chaperone; structural constituent of eye lens.
ACAAGGAUGGGGGUGGGUGUCCCUGGGUGUGGACAGAGAGCUAGUGAGACAAGACCAUGACAAGUCACUGGCCAGCUCAGCCAGUGUUUGUGUUUCUCUUUUCUUAGCUCAGUGAGUACUGGGUAUGUGUCACCCUGCCAAAUCCCUGAUCACAAGUCUCCAUGAACUGGCGGUGAGCUGGGAUAAUAAAACCCCUGACAUCACCAUUCCAGAAGCUUCACAAGACUGCAUAUAUAAGGGGCUGGCUGUAACUGCCGCUGAAGGAGCUGAGCAGCCCACGGACCCUCCAGUCAUCUAGCCACCAUGGACAUCGCCAUCCACCACCCCUGGAUUCGUCGGCCCUUCUUCCCUUUCCACUCCCCCAGCCGCCUCUUUGACCAGUUCUUCGGGGAGCACCUGUUGGAGUCUGACCUCUUCUCGACGGCCACUUCUCUGAGCCCCUUCUACCUUCGGCCACCCUCCUUCCUUCGAGCACCCAGCUGGAUCGACACUGGACUCUCGGAGAUGCGUAUGGAGAAGGACAGAUUCUCCGUCAACCUGGACGUGAAGCACUUCUCCCCAGAGGAACUGAAAGUCAAGGUGCUGGGAGAUGUGAUUGAGGUGCAUGGGAAGCACGAAGAACGCCAGGAUGAACACGGAUUCAUCUCUAGGGAGUUCCACAGGAAGUACCGGAUCCCGGCUGAUGUGGAUCCUCUCACCAUUACUUCCUCCCUGUCAUCUGAUGGGGUCCUCACUGUGAAUGGACCAAGGAAACAGGCCUCUGGCCCUGAGCGUACCAUUCCCAUCACCCGUGAAGACAAGCCUGCUGUCACAGCCGCCCCUAAGAAGUAGACGCCCUUUCUCUCAUUGCGUUUUUUAAAACUCGAAAGUUUCCCAUCAGUGAACGAAAAUCUGUGACUAGUGCUGAAGCUUAUUAAUGCUAAGGGCCCAGAUUAUUAAGCUAAUAAAAUAUCAUUCAGCAACAGA